This is a messenger RNA of Cornus florida, 756 nucleotides long. RefSeq lists its product as uncharacterized. The transcript has a single exon. NCBI's taxonomy places the organism in Eukaryota, Viridiplantae, Streptophyta, Magnoliopsida, Cornales, Cornaceae. Bases 1 to 756 code for a protein of 251 amino acids. The record is from RefSeq and is a predicted model, not a curated record.
AUGGCAAUUUCUCCUAUAGCUCUGAUGCUACCUCAUAAAACGUCUGUUUGGAAUGCUAUUACCCAACUGGUUAUGAAGGAACCUGCUAGUGAAAGCAAGCAUUUUCUUGACUUGGCGCAUAAUAUUUAUCUUCCCUUGUUUGGGAAGGAUUCUAAUUCAAACAGAACCUCUGUAUCUAAUUCAAGUGGUCAUGAAAUCUGUACCCGGAUGCCUAGCGUGACCGAGCUUCAAGAGGCUAGUAUUAGGUUCAAUGCUGAUGAGAGUGAGGAUGUUAGCAUUUUUGAUAUAACCUUCAAGCAUGGUCACCUGAAAAUCCCUAUAUUUAAAGUGACAGAUGACACCGAGAGAUUCUUGCGUAACAUUGUUGCCUACGAGCAGCAUUCUUCUAGUGUCGAACUCAAAUAUUUCACAGAUUAUAGGUCCAUUAUGGAUUCGCUCAUCAACACGGAGAAAGAUGUGAAUAUACUUCGUCUCCGAGGAAUUAUGGAAAACUGGUUGGGUGAUGAUGAGGAGGUUGCUCGUAUGUUCAACAAGCUGGGCGAUGGAGUAAUGAUAAAUCCACCAACUUUCUAUUACUCACAAGUAUGCCAAAAGGUGAAAAACCAUUGUAGAAAACCUUGGAAUCGAGCCAAGGCGAAGUUAAGGCGCACCUAUUUCCACAACCCAUGGGCAAGUAUUUCAACAGCUGCAGCUGGCGUGCUCCUUUUACUCACUCUGAUACAGACUGUAGUAGCCCUCAUUUCUCAGUUUGCUUAG